GGCCGCAGGGGAGGAGAAAGAAGCCGAGGAGGCGGCUCCCGCGCUCUCAAGGCUGUGCCACCUGCCGGUUCGCUCGCUGCGGUCGCGCUCACCAUCGCCAACAUGCUGCCGAGACUGGGCGGCCCCGCGCUGCCGCUGCUUCUGCCGCCGCUGCUGCUGCUGCUGCUGGGCGCAGGCGUGAGCGCCGAGGUGCUGUUCCGCUGCCCGCCCUGCACGGCGGAGCGCGUGGCCGCCUGCGAGACCACGCCGACCCGGUCCGGGGCGCCCUGCACCGAGCUGGUGCGGGAGCCGGGCUGCGGCUGCUGCUCUGUGUGCGCCCGGCUGGAGGGCGAGGCGUGCGGCGUCUACACCCCGCGCUGCGCCCAGGGGCUGCGCUGCUAUCCCCACCCGGACUCCGAGCUGCCUCUGCAGGCGCUUGUCCAGGGCGCCGGCACUUGCGAGAAGCGCCGCGACGCGGACUAUGGCGCCAGCUCGGAGCAGGUUGCAGACAAUGGCGAUGACCACGCGGACGGAGGCCUGGUUGAGAACCACGUGACCACGAGCAUGUUUGGAGGUGGAGGCAAUGCUGGCCGCAAGCCCUUCACGUCGGGCAUGAAGGAGCUGGCUGUGUUACGGGAGAAGGUCACCGAGCAGCACCGCCAGCUGGGCAAAGGCGGCAAGCAGCACCCCGGCCCGGAGGAGCCCAAGAAGCUUCGGCCGCCACCUGCCAGGACCCCCUGCCAGCAGGAGUUGGACCAGGUCCUGGAGCGGAUCUCCACCAUGCGUCUUCCGGAUGAGCGGGGUCCUCUGGAGCACCUCUAUUCCUUGCAUAUCCCCAACUGUGACAAGCACGGCCUGUAUAACCUCAAACAGUGCAAGAUGUCUCGGAACGGGCAGCGUGGGGAGUGCUGGUGCGUGAACCCCAACACCGGGAAGCCGAUCGAGGGAGCCCCCACCGUCCGCGGGGACCCCGAGUGUCAUCGCUUCUACAAUGGGCAGCAGGAGGCUCGCGGAGUACAGUAAACCACAGCCGGCCGGUGCCUGGCACCCCCCACGCCCCAGCCCCUCUCCAGACACCUUUGGCGAGAGCAGAGUGCUUGGGUGGUGGGCGGGGGAGGAUUUCCCAGGAGUUUUGAAACGUGUAUUUAUAUUUGGAAAGAGACGGGCACCGAGCUUGGCACCCCCCUCCCAGGCCCCCUGCUCCUCCCAGCGGGAGUGGCCUGCACCUUCCCCUCCCCAGCCCCUGCUGGGGAGGAAGCGGUGGUUGCAGAGGCAGAUCUGGGUAAAGGUUUGGGAAGGGGGAAAAAAGAAAUUUUUAUUUUUGAACCCCUGUGUCUCUUUUGCUUAAGAUUAAAGGAUGGAAAAACAAAG
This is a messenger RNA of Pteropus alecto (black flying fox), 1350 nucleotides long. It is a transcript of the gene IGFBP2, whose product is annotated as insulin like growth factor binding protein 2. The transcript has 4 exons. Bases 103 to 1002 code for a protein of 299 amino acids. Gene Ontology annotation, molecular function: insulin-like growth factor II binding; insulin-like growth factor I binding. NCBI's taxonomy places the organism in Eukaryota, Metazoa, Chordata, Mammalia, Chiroptera, Pteropodidae. Gene Ontology annotation, biological process: regulation of insulin-like growth factor receptor signaling pathway. The record is from RefSeq and is a predicted model, not a curated record. Gene Ontology annotation, cellular component: extracellular region.